AACUCAUUUAAAUACUUCGCCAGCACUCUUCACCGAGUACGCGCUUCCAUUUCUUUUGCGACGACGUGCCUCUCCAAGCACCAGCUCUUCUCGUUUGUCGGUAAAAAGACAAGGAAUCAUGUCCGAUGAAGGAAAACUUUUCGUCGGUGGCCUGAGCUUCGACACCACAGAGGAAUCUCUGGCAGAAGCUUUCGCCAAAUAUGGAAACAUCGCAAAAGUUGAUGUCAUCAGGGAUAAAGAAACGGGAAGGUCUCGUGGAUUCGGCUUCGUAAAGUACGAUAAUGCCGAUGAUGCAAAGGACGCAUUGGAGGGAAUGAACGGCAAGUCUGUCGAUGGCAGGACCAUUCGUGUGGAUGAAGCGGGCAAGGGUGGCGGUCGCUCUGGAGGCGGCGGCGGAGGCGGUGGAUUCAGAGGUUCCAGAGGCGGUGGCGGAUAUGGUGGUGGAGGUGGCUAUGGAGGGGGGAGAGGAAGAGGUGGCGGAGGAUAUGGUGGCGGUGACAGGGGAUAUGGUGAGAGGAGCUAUGGUGGUGGAGACCGCAGCUAUGGAGGUGGAGACCGGAGUUACGGGGGUGGCGGUGGAUACAGGAGCGGCGGUGGCGGAGGAUACUCUUCUGGUGGCGGAGGAUACAGAGACAAUAGGGGCCAGGGAAGCUACGGGGACCGCUCUGGGGGUUCCUAUAGAGACAGCUACGACAGCUAUGCUGCACACGAGUAAAAAAUCUGCCCCCGAUUCAAGAUCAUCCCUUGGCUGGCUGUAUUUAAAAAGCUCAAGAAAUUUGUCCACGUGUUGUUGACCUGAUUUUUGUAGUCCUAUUCUGUGUUUAAGUAGCUCGGCGUCUUUAAAUUUAGCCAUGAGUUUUGGCCAUUAAUUUACCAACCAUGUUUAAAAAGUUAAUGUUCUCUAAACGAUGCAUCUCAAUUUGCUCUUAUGGCAUUUAGUUCUAUUGAUAAAGUAUAAUGUCUGACUUGUUGGUGCUGUAAAAACAAACGUUGCUUCACAUGGCUGUUUGUAUAUAAACACCCACUGUUCUUUACAUUCUACGCCCUGUCCCUAUCAGCACUGACAUCACCAUUUAAAUCCUUGAUAUUAAUAUUGUGGACAUCAAUGAGGCUUGUUUACCUUUGUUUUAAACGAGAAUAUCCGACCUACCUCCUGCCAAGUUUUAAACUGAGUGAAAAAGAAAAUUAUUAUUUUGACAAAACCUCUAUACAAUUGAGGUUCUUAAAAUAGCUGAGGGUCCUGUAUGUUCAGUUUCCAAAAAGAGUGAAUUCCCUUCAGACUGGUGAAAAUGCACACCUGAUGUGGCUGGCUGUUCAUGAAGUUGCAAAUUGCAACAUGCUACAGUCUGCCCACGGUAUCUUGUUAUUUUGCUCUGCUCAAUGCCUGCAUUUUUUAAAUGUACUUGUUAUAAUCGAUGGAACACAAAGAUGAUCCAAAUGUUACACCUCUUGCCCAAUAAUAUUCCACCUGGGAACGAUUUUGUACUUUAUGUUCUUUGUAUCAUCAACAUUGAAGAUUAUUUUGUCAAUUUUGGCUUCAUGGAGCCUAUUAAAACGAUUUGUUGAAAAUA
This is a messenger RNA of Coregonus clupeaformis (lake whitefish), 1571 nucleotides long. RefSeq names its product cold-inducible RNA-binding protein B. Lineage: Eukaryota; Metazoa; Chordata; Actinopteri; Salmoniformes; Salmonidae. Gene Ontology annotation, molecular function: RNA binding. Bases 119 to 715 code for a protein of 198 amino acids. The record is from RefSeq and is a predicted model, not a curated record. Gene Ontology annotation, cellular component: spliceosomal complex. Gene Ontology annotation, biological process: positive regulation of mRNA splicing, via spliceosome. The transcript has 7 exons.